This is a messenger RNA of Mustela erminea (ermine), 2200 nucleotides long. It is a transcript of the gene BMP10, whose product is annotated as bone morphogenetic protein 10. Gene Ontology annotation, biological process: SMAD protein signal transduction; BMP signaling pathway. The transcript has 2 exons. Bases 108 to 1382 code for a protein of 424 amino acids. Gene Ontology annotation, molecular function: cytokine activity; growth factor activity. NCBI's taxonomy places the organism in Eukaryota, Metazoa, Chordata, Mammalia, Carnivora, Mustelidae. Gene Ontology annotation, cellular component: extracellular region. The record is from RefSeq and is a predicted model, not a curated record.
CUUGUCUCCAGUGACACGAGACAUUAACACUGCACAAGAUAAAACUGCCACUUAGAGCCCAGGAGAGCUAAACCUUCCUGGGUUGGCCUGGGGGCUUGAGCAGAGUCAUGGGUUCUCUGCAGUUGCAGCUGUGCGCUCUCCUCUGCCUGGUGGCUCACUCGGUUUCUGGCAGUCCCAUCAUGAGCCUGGAGCAGUCACCUCUGGAAGAAGAUAUGCCCCUCUUCGAUGAUGUCUUCUCAGAGCAAGAUGGUAUCGACUUCAACACAUUGCUGCAGAGCAUGAAAAAUGAAUUUCUCAAGACACUGAACCUAUCUGACAUCCCUUUGCAGGAUUCAGCCAAGGUGGACCCACCCGAGUAUAUGUUGGAACUCUACAACAAAUUUGCAACAGAUCGGACCUCCAUGCCAUCGGCCAACAUCAUUAGGAGUUUCAAGAAUGAAGAUCUGUUUUCCCAGCCAGCCAGUUUUAACGGACUCCGAAAAUACCCUCUCCUCUUCAAUGUGUCCAUUCCUCACCACGAAGAGGUCAUCAUGGCCGAACUCAGGUUGUACACACUGGUGCAGAGAGAUCGCAUGAUAUAUGAUGGAGUAGACCGGAAAAUUACCAUUUUCGAGGUACUUGAGAGCAGAGGGGACACUGAGGGUGAAAGAAGCAUGCUGGUUUUGGUGUCGGGGGAGAUCUAUGGCACCAACAGCGAGUGGGAGACUUUCGAUGUCACCGAUGCCAUUAGACGUUGGCAAAAGUCAGGCUCAUCCACCCACCAGCUGGAGGUCCACAUUGAGAGCAGACAGGAUGGAAGUGAGGAUGCUGGCAGAGGACAACUGGAAAUAGACACCAGUGCCCAGAAUAAGCAUGUCCCCUUGCUUGUCGUGUUUUCCGAUGACCAAAGCAGCGAGAAGGAACGGAAGGAGGAACUGAAUGAAAUGAUCGCCCAUGAGCAGCUACUGGAGCUUGACAACUUGGGCCUGGACGGUUAUUCCAGUGGGCCAGGAGAAGAAGCUUUGCUGCAGAUGAGGUCAAACAUCAUCUAUGACUCCACAGCCCGCAUCAGAAGGAAUGCUAAAGGAAACUACUGCAAGAGGACCCCGCUCUACAUUGACUUCAAGGAGAUUGGCUGGGACUCUUGGAUCAUCGCCCCACCUGGAUACGAAGCCUACGAAUGCCGCGGGGUUUGCAACUACCCCCUGGCAGAGCAUCUCACACCCACAAAGCAUGCAAUUAUCCAGGCCUUGGUACACCUCAAGAAUUCCCAGAAGGCUUCCAAAGCCUGCUGUGUGCCCACUAAGCUAGAGCCCAUCUCUAUCCUCUAUUUAGACAAGGGCGUCGUCACCUACAAGUUCAAAUACGAAGGCAUGGCAGUGUCUGAAUGCGGCUGCAGAUAGAAGAGUCCUGGCUUAUUUAAUAACUGUAAAUGUGUACAUUUUGUGUUCCUAUUUAAUGAGAUUAUUUAAUAAGAGUGUACAGAUCAUAAAGGCUCGCUGCCUUAGGGAAAUGGGCAGGUCAGUUUGUUGUAUCAAAUGCAUAUUUUGCUAAUACAGUCUCAUGCCUUCCAAUCAGUUUUUUUCUUUGGACUCACCAUUUUCUGGCAAUGCCACGUCCAAUAGCAAGUGGCAACCCUCCCCCCAAAUUGUCCUCUAUUUUUAUUUAAAAACAACAAGCCCCAAGCAGAAACAGCGUGUUGGAUGAUAGAUAUUUGUGUCUGUAUAUGUGUACAUAGGAAAACUUAUAAAACUCUUUUGGUCCCAUAGAGGUAGAUCACACUCACACGUGUGCAUGACUCAAUCAAAUAUGUAUAUAUUAAAAACCAGUGGUACAUUCUCAGUCAACUCUUCUCUGAGUAGGAUUUAUGUGAAGAUAAUUAGCACCAAGAAUUUCACCCUCCUAGGAAGGAUUGCAUUUCCUACAUACUAUUGGAUAGGUAGGUGUAGCAUUUAUCAGUUGAGUUUGUGCCAUACCUCAGAGCUGCAGGACCAGGUAAGGGACAGUGCAUGUUUGAGGGAAGGGGUUAUUUGAUACAGAAACCAGGCAGUGGCCUGAAUCCACCAUAGCAAGGGAUGAGCCCCAUCGACCACCACUGCGCUCUAGAGGGCAGCACCUGGUCAAGAAAAGAAAAUAGGAGAUUUCAUGAUGUUCCUGAGGUAAUAGGACUGCAAGGUCAAGUGUGUUGGCCUUUACUGCUGUGGAGGGUAGAGGAGGCGGG